Glossina fuscipes is the source of this 650-nucleotide messenger RNA. RefSeq lists its product as uncharacterized. The record is from RefSeq and is a predicted model, not a curated record. Bases 240 to 599 code for a protein of 119 amino acids. The transcript is spliced from 5 exons. Lineage: Eukaryota; Metazoa; Arthropoda; Insecta; Diptera; Glossinidae.
ACAAACAUAUUUAUAUACAAUAAAGCCUUUGGGUUACAACGGAGUGCAAACAACUUUCAUGCAAAAACGUAUAUAAAGAAGAAAAAAAAAAUUACUAAAGAAAUAUAAGAAAAUAAUAAAAAUAAAAAAAAAGGGAAAAAAUUUUAUGUACAAAAAGAGGAGAAGAUUAAAUAAGGCCCCUGGCUUUUGAAAAGUAUUUAUACCCAAAUAAUUAUCGCACAAUCCAUACACGCUUCGCCAUGAAAUUGCUAAUCACCAUUUUUGCUGUUAUCGCUUCACUAGCUUUGGUUGCAGGUCAACGUUAUUUCGGUCAUGGGCCAUCUAGACAAUUUAAUUAUAAUUCAAUAGAUUUCCCCGCAGCAAAUAGUAUAAGAGAUCCUCGCCAAAAUAGAGGUCCCGUCGUAUUUCCACCCUCACCUCCGGAUGCGAUUGAAGAAUCCAGCGGUGUUAUUGUUGGUGCUUCCGGUUUCGGUUUUGUACCGCCCCAACAAAAUAACAUUCACUAUACGACAACGGCAUUGCGAGCGCCUUCUAUCAAUUCGUUUACGGAGUUUAAUUAUUACACCGUUCCGUAUAUACAACGGUUAAAUUUUAUAUAAAGUUUUAAUUAAGUUAAUGGUUAAUAACACACACACACACACACACACACA